UCACGGCUUCUCGAUCGCUCAACUCGUCUGCCACCACCACCACCGCCGCCGACACCACGUUCAUCUUCAACUGCAUUGCGGAAUCUACAAAAAUAAAAUGGUUUCACACAGACCAGAGAAAAAAAAGCAUGUGCAUCUGUUAAUACAGUUUACCUGAUAUGUGAUUUUUAUCAAUUUCAAAAUGUGCUCUGCUCUUCUCAAUCAGAUGGAUAUAAUUAGAGGAAUGGUGUAAUAAACUAGUCAAAUCAAUGUCAGUGAAAUCACUCUUUUCUACCAACUACAAGGACAUGUGGAUUAUACAAAAUGCCACGGGCUCAUGCUAUGGAAUUAGUUUUAGACACUGGAGUUCUUGCACUUGAUGUAGACUCCAAGGACCUCGAUGCAGUUGAGUCUCAACGUUUAGAGAGGAUCCAAGCAGCCCGACGUAUAAAAAGAGUGAAAUCAACACACAGUCGAAGAUCGUAUUCGGCAGACUCAAGAAAUGACGAGGGAAGUUCCUCGUCCUGUUUGCCAAAUUGUCUACGAAGCCAACGCCGCUCCGACAAAGACCGUUUAUACAGAUCAAGACAAGAAUCUUCUUGCUCAGAUUUUCCAUCGCCUGAUUCCAACCCUCCCUCAUACGAUGGUGCAUGUAGAGGCCGCUCCCGUUAUAACUCAGGAAUAGAAGAAAACACUGCUUUACUUGUGGAUGUGACCAGCUCACACCGAUCGUCCUUUCCCAAGCUGUCAGAGGAAGACAAUGCCAAUGACGAUGGGAUGGGCCCACCCGGGAACGACUAUGACUGCAGCUGUGAGCGCGUUGUAAUCAACGUCAGUGGUCUCCGGUUCGAGACUCAGCUCAAGACGCUCAACCAGUUUCCCGAUACGCUACUCGGAAACCCGUUGAAACGAAACCGUUACUACGACCCAUUACGCAACGAGUACUUUUUCGACAGAAAUCGCCCCAGUUUUGAUGCCAUUUUGUAUUUCUAUCAAAGUGGCGGCAGGUUGCGGCGGCCCGUGAACGUUCCAUUGGAUGUGUUCUCGGAGGAGAUCAAAUUUUAUGAGUUAGGGGAGGGUGCCUUUGAAAGGUACAGGGAGGACGAGGGUUUCAUUAAGGAAGAGGAGAAACCGUUGCCUCAGAAUGAAUUCCAAAGAAGGGUAUGGCUGUUAUUUGAAUACCCUGAAAGCUCAGCUGCAGCAAGACUUUGUGCUAUUUUCUCAGUAGUUAUUAUUCUAUUAUCCAUUGUUAUAUUCUGCCUAGAGACUUUACCACAAUUCAAGCAUUACAGGGUUGUCAAUGGUACAUUCAAUGAUUCUAAGGAGUCCAUUGAAGAGGAUGAUAUUCCAAAGUUUAAUGAGCCAUUUUUCAUCAUUGAAACUUGCUGUAUUAUUUGGUUUACAUUUGAGCUGUUGGUCAGGUUUGCAUCUUGCCCUGAAAAGUUGGGAUUUUUCAAAAACAUCAUGAACUGCAUUGACAUUGUGGCCAUCAUUCCAUACUUCAUCACUCUGGGCACUGUCGUAGCUGACCAGAGCAAGAGCAAUAAUCAAGCCAUGUCCUUGGCCAUCCUCAGGGUGAUCCGUCUCGUGCGGGUCUUCAGAAUAUUUAAACUUUCCAGACACUCUAAAGGUCUUCAGAUCCUUGGCCAAACCCUGAAGGCCAGUAUGCGUGAGCUGGGACUGCUCAUAUUUUUCCUAUUUAUAGGUGUUAUAUUGUUUUCCAGUGCUGUUUAUUUUGCUGAAGCAGAUGCAGAUCAGACUCAUUUCAAAAGUAUUCCUGAUGCAUUUUGGUGGGCUGUGGUCACCAUGACCACCGUAGGCUAUGGAGAUAUGAUGCCGAUUGGAGUAUGGGGCAAGCUUGUGGGGUCUCUGUGUGCCAUCGCUGGUGUGCUCACCAUUGCGCUUCCUGUACCUGUUAUUGUGUCUAAUUUCAAUUACUUUUACCAUCGAGAAGGUGAGAACACGGACAAAGGGCAGUACAAGCACGUACAGUCAUGCUCAAAUUACCCGGAGAAAAAGGAUUCUAUGGACUCUGAAUGUGGUUCUGAUAUCAUGGAAAUGGAGGAAGGAAAUCACAGCACGCCAUUAACUGAAAAAGUGAAAGAGAACCAUGCAAUCAAGUCCAACAACCCCGGCAGUGACUAUGGACUAGAAACUGAUGUAUGAUAUAGAGAUCACCUGGAACUCCAGUUACUAUUUCAGCAGGGGCAGAAGAAGCAACAUGACAAUGCAUCCUUAAUUAAAUUGUGACAUCUUAAAUCAUGUGGAUCCUUGCAAUGAUUCGAUCAAAGAAGAUUCAUGGCUGUGUCCCCGUCAGUUUGAAUAAUUCACGUUUCUUUUGUCUUGCCAUUUGAACCAUUUAAUUUUGCCAUUUGAGCAUUCAAUUUGCAUGCAUUUCCUUGCAACUUACAGUUUCAGUAGAUUUCCAGUGUAUUUUAUUUCAGACUGUAUCACUGUACAUAUAUAUAUAUAUCUUAUAAUUUAUAGAUAUUUUUAAAUUCCUUUAACUUUGAUCAUAAAGUAAUGAAAUACUUUCAUGUUUUUUAAUCUGAUAAAAAUGAAAGACAUCGAAAGCUUUAAAUACUUGUAAAAUUUUUUAAUGCAUUGGACAAAGUAGUUCCUUGGGCUGAUAUUCUUACUAGCAACAAGAAAGAGAUUCAAAUGUCCCUUUCUCAUCACACCAAACAGUAGGCAAGCAGAACCUAAAAUAGGAUUAAGCUCAUUAGCUGUCCAAAGUGAGGGCAUUAGAUGUCAGCUAGUUACUAUACAACUGCUAUGUGCUACCCUAACUUAAACAUGUUUUGCUAAACUAAGCUGAAGUUAUCUGACCAUCUCUUCCUACCAACAAAGUGGGGGAUCCUUUUUUAAAUAGUUUUCUUGCACACAGCAAGACCUCCAAAAGACAUGAACUGUAUUUUAUAUUGUCAUAAAAGUUUCUAAUUUUAUAUGACAACCUUUGGUUCUUUUUCCCAGUGAAAACUGUAAACAAUUUUAUUACUUAGAAUUCCAAUUUUACAGAUAGCUCUAUAUUUUUUUUAACCACCUAUUACUUCCCUUCCCAAUUGACUCCCUUUUUUUUACAUUGUAAUUUAUUUUAAUGAAAAUGACACAGAUACAAGUUGUUGUGUUUUUUUUAAUUUUUGCAUGAAAUUUUAAACCAAGCCAAAGUUGUAUCCUUAUAUGAAUUUAGAGCAGUUUCUCUUAAGAAGCACAUGUUUUUUGUGCAUGCAUAAUAAACGCAAACAUGUUUGACAACAUGCUGCACUAUGGGAUAGUUGAUUUGAUUGGAGCACCUUUCAAACCACUAACUGACAACUUUUGCAAAAGGUGGAGAAGUAAUCUAUGCACAAACUGUAUGGCCAUUUUUUUAUUUUUUUUUUUUUGCAUUUUAAAGAACAAAAUCCAAGUCAAGUUUUGUACUAGCCACUGGACCUAAUCAUCUUGGCUGUGAUCACUCUGUUGAAUCUUCAUCACUGUUGUUAAUGUCAGUGAUAGCUCAGUCAGCUGUAGUUUUACACUCUAGCCUUUUCUCUAUAUCUACCAGAAUUGCAUUUGAUUCCUUGCACGUUGUUUUUCUUUUUCUUUUAUAAAAAUUGCAAGUUUAAGGCCAACAACUGCUCAUGUUGACCUUCACAAUGGAUAUUGUAUGUUCAGGAGUGAUGUAUGUAUGUACGUAAUCUGCUGUGAAAUGGAUGAGUUUACUUGAAAAAAUGUGAUGACACAAGUCAGCUAGUGAAGACAAGAUUAGGACAUGAUGGAUUGAAUAGCUUUCUUCAAUCAAUCGUUUGAGUCACCAAUGCAUUGUCAUUUGCCCCACUGGAAUUCAAAGCGCAGUCAGUGAAAAAUCUGAUACUUUCACAUCAAGUCUUCCUGUAUCAAUGUUCACUGCAAGGGAUUGAAAACCUUUGCAUUACCAGUUGCUAACUAUGGCUGCAAUCUCAAACAGCCUUGGUAACAACAGCUGCCACCUAUGGCUGUACUGUCUUACAGCUAUGUAACAGAUGCCACCUAUGGCUGUACCAUCUUAUAGCUAUGUAACAACAGCUGCCACCUAUGGCUGUACCAUCUUACAGCUAUGUAACAGCUGCCACCUAUGGCUGUACCAUCUUACAGCUAUGUAACAACAGCUGCCACCUAUGGCUGUACCAUCUUACAGCUAUGUAACAGCUGCCACCUAUGGCUGUACCAUCUUACAGCUAUGUAACAACAGCUGCCACCUAUGGCUGUACCAUCUUACAGCUAUGUAACAGCUGCCACCUAUGGCUGUACCAUCUUACAGCUAUGUAACAACAGCUGCAUGUAUGGCUGUACCAUCUUACAGCUAUGUAACAACAGCUGCAUGUAUGGCUGUACCAUCUGGAAGCACCCACCAAGCAUGCUAGCUUCAGCUGUCAGCCAUGACACCUCUAGCUGUCAGCCAUGACACCUCCAGUUGUCAGCCAUCGCCAGACUACCCUCCCACUGUGGUAUCCGCUACAGCACCAGCAUCAAGGAAACAUUCCCCCCUCCCCCACAACAUCUACCCACCCCAGACCUGUGAAUCAAACUCUAAAGCUGGCUUGAGUUGGGAUCCCACUAACAUCAAGCCCAAGGGCUGGUACACCACUCAAGUGACAGAUGAAGAUUUGAUACAAGAAACUAUUGACCAAGUGAAAUCAGCAGUAAUUGGCCUUGAACAGACUGAGCUUUGGAUGUGGAGGCAAGGACUGCAGCUGGGGAAUCAAAACAGUGCCAAGAAUGUUUGUCGGACAAUAUGAAGGCUCUGUACUUUGUUUUUUCUCAAGAAAACUGGACCUCUCUGUUAACUGACCUCUGGUGGACUGGUACUUCAUGCCUGGACAUCACUCUUCUUUAGAUUUAGGGCAUGUAGUUUUCAAUUGUUAUUCAAAUAUACCUGAUUGAAUUACAGUGUUGAAAAAAAAAAUUUAAUUGGAUAAUUUAACCCUGAACCACCUAUUAUUUUGUGAUAUUUUAUAUACUGUAUAUUUUACCUCCACUAAAUUUCAAAUGAUCCAAAAACCACAAAAUGUACUGAUAGCUCUCUCAAGAGUUUAAAGGGGAGUUUUUUUAUGUUGAAGGAAGAAAGCUGUUCAAUUAUCCAUCUGUAGAAAAAAAAUCCUGUUGCCACAAAUUAUAUUUUCUUCCAUAAAUUUGCUCGAGAUGCCUUAGCGAGUUUAGUUAAUUUUUUGUUUUGAGGAUUUAAGAAAUAGUUCUCUGCAUUUCUUUUGUAAACAGUUACUGUGAUUUAUGCUUAGAUAUAAUGGUCUAUAGAAACUGCAUUGCCUCCCUUAUUGAAGCUAUAAACAUUGGUCAUGAAGUAAUUCAGUAGCUCACUCUGAGACAAUCAACCUCAUGCUGAAUCAGUUGGCUGCUCCCUUACCUAAUUGCUACAAGUUUAACACUAGCUAAAGGUCUACCUGCAAAAAGUAUUGGGUUUAAAUUGAAAUACUUUUGACUCUUGGUGGUUGUAUGAUUACCUGUAUAUUUUUGUACAAGAUGGGCUAAAUGUGAUAGGAUUGUUUUCAUUUUGAAAAGAUCAAACAUACAAAGACUUUCUGGCACCUUCUCACAAUAGUCUUUUUAUUUUUUAUCUUGUGAUACACUGUUUCAACUCAGGCUUUUUUCCCUAGUUAAAAUCAGCUAUCUUACCAUCGCAUGAACGAUCCUGUGGCUUUGAUAUUAUCUGCCUCAGAUGUUUCUUCUUGCCUGCAGUGUGAGUUAAGGAAAACAAAGUUAACUACUGUAGGCUAUUGCUACGAAGAGAUUUUUUUCCUCUUAUCAGCAUGUCUAAAGGCAUAAAUAAAUAGCUGUAGUAUUAAAAGACACAUUUUAAAAUAUUUCUUACUGAGCAUAAUGCACCACCAUAAAGCAGAUCUAUUCCAAUAAGGCAGUAUUAUCAAGUAUAAUCACCUGAGUAAAGUUUUUCACUAUUUUAAGUACUUUUAAAGCUGACAUUUUAUUUCUGAUUGAUCACAGUAAGAAACUUCAAUCACAGGGGAGACUACUCUUUAUAAUCUGUCCCUGCCAAAACUCUGUUGCUACACUUAAUCUUUGUUGAAAGCUGCUUAAGCCCCACCUAAAAAUGUCACCAACUUAAACAUUAUGUGCACUACAACACUGAACAAUCCAACAAUAUAUGACAGGGCUGUGAUUACCCUGCCCAAACCUUGAAAUUUUUCACUCCCCUUUUAUCUUCAGCAUGGGGUCUUGUUUCUCCCCAGCCCCCACUAUCUUCUAUAACCAGUCCCCACAAUCCCAAGACAAGAAUAAUUUAGGGCAGUUGCUUGCUUGAAUAAUUUCAUGAGCAGAAUCUCUUCAGCCAUGUUCUAUCCCUCAAGAAUUGGAGAGCGAAUAAAUAAGGGAGGCAAUCAGUGCUGACCAGGCCAGUUAGAGUGCAAAUGUUUGGGUGGAUGAAAUGUUGUAUCCUGUUAUUGAGCUUGAAAAGUUGAAGAGAAUGCGGGCUAAAAAUGUGCUGUUCAUCAUGUCUUGUUGUAAAUGUUAGUUUAUUUCUGCUUUUGUUGGGGCAAUGUUGUUCAAUUUGCUGCGAGAGUUUCAGGACAACUGGGAAAAUGAAGGUUAUUUUUAUUUUUACCAUCUGACUUACGUUUGAUUACCACAGUAUUAUAUUUAAAGUUUUAUUUUGUUUAUUUAAAGGCUUUAUAUUUGUAAUGUUUUGUGUCUUUAAGUAAUUGUUAAAAAAAUAUAUAUGCAAAAUGAUUGAAAAUAAUGGAGACUUGUUCCAUGUAGUGGUAUACAAAAACUGUUCAGUUGUUUGAUCUAUUUAUGUUUUGAGUUCUUGUUUAAAGUUAUGGCACAAGUCAAGCAAGGCCAUAUGCUAGCACUAGGCUACUGAAGCUGUGAUUUAAUGGUUAAAUGCUAUUUUUUUAUUUGACCAGUGCACACGAUGUGAAAACUGUGACUUGUUGAUGUGAUACCUUAAUGCAAGCCUUGAUCUAUUUAUAAAUUAUGACAAUGAGUUCUUGAAUUGAUUUAGUGAUCAGUUUUGUUUGUUGGCUUUUGUUAAUUGUAAGCAUAAUACAAGUGAUUUUGUACAAUUCAUAUGAUCAUAUGAUAAAAAUCUGAAUUGCUUAAAGAAAAUACUGUAGGAAUUUGUUUUAAUGUUUUAAACUGUUUAAACUAGAUUGUACAUAUACUAAUGAAUGGGGUAAGAAUAGGUACUGAUGUUACUGUUAACUUAAUGUAGUUUAUUCUAGUAGAUCUACAUUUUUAUACUAUCAGUCAUGAUAUAUUCUCUACUGUUGGGAACUAUAAGCAAGGGGCAGUGAGCGCUGUGCAUGCCACUCUUGUAAAUGUGUACAAAUUGUUUGGCUCUCCUGUACAUCCAGAUGACGUCUUUCAGUCACCAAGUGUUUUUAGACAGUGAUUUCUUCAUAUCUCUUAUUCAGUCUUUUUAACCUCACUUUCAUACAUUCAUCAUUCAUGGAUUUUUUUCUGUAGAUUCUUUUUUUUUCUAUUAUUGUUACAAUAUGAUCUACAAAUUUGUACUAUAAUAAGCAUUCAAAUCAAGUUGAUAUAUGUAAAUACACAGUUUUAAAUCACACGUUUUUUUAUUUAGAUACUUUACUGUAUUAGCAGUUGGAUGAUGUUUAGAUAAACUUCUAAAGUGUAUUCCAUCAAGCAUAACUGUUGUGGCAUUCUAAUAAAGCACAAACCUAGCUUAGAUUACUAAACAAUGAAAAUGAAAAAAAUAUUUUUAUUCUUCUUUUUAAUUUUUGAAAAUUAACUUCUUCCUUUCUUGUUUUCAACUGUAAUUAUUUGUAACGUCCAUUUUUCCUCUUUUUUUAAAAGUUUACAAAAUACUUGAUCACAAACUCUGCAGUAGUUUUGUUUUAAUGAUACAUUCAAAAACUAAAACUUUACAUCUCCUAUACACAAGCAACUAGGAAAUAUGAAACUAGAAUUGCUGGGCAGAGUGAAAAAUUUCAAUCUUCCAUUUCAUUCAAUUCAUUUAUAAAGUCCAGAGUAGAAACAACACUCUUUAUAUUUUAAACCUCAGCCUCCAUUUUGUACCUGAGGCAUCAGGAUUGGGACACUAAUUAGAGUUAAUUAUUCUGUCAUAACUCAAGUGACACAUUAUGUUUAUUCAUGAGUUGAAGACUUCUGAAACUGGCGUUGACUGGCCAGCACUGUAUGGUUGUUCAGGGGGAAAUGGCCAAAAAGCUGUCAGUUUUUUUUUUCUACAUCCUAGAAUUGUAUUGCAAGUAUAGGCUCGUAGCGUUGUUCAUCUCAAACACAUGUAGAUCUUUCCACUCAUAGCUACCUCCUUAUUACUUUUAACUUUUAUUAUAUUUUCUUCUACAAAAUGGUUGCGAUGUGUGAGUGAGUAAACUUGAAUUAGGGUCACUUACCUGUUGUUUUACAAUGUUAAAAUCUGUAGAUGUCCAUGUUUAACCAUAGCCUUCUUACUGUACACACUGAUCUGAUGUCAUCCAAAACAACACACGUUUCAUGUUGCUCAAAGGGUUGAUGGCAGGUUGGAUGCUAAAUAUAUGAAAUAGAUUUUUUAAAUGUUCAGGUCAAACAUUUUAGUUGACCUGCAUUAUUCUGCUGUUAGAUUAUCAACACACAUCAACACACAAAACAAAAAUGGGAUAGAAAAUUUGUUAUCAACACACAUAAAUCAACACUCAGAUAAAACAUCUGUUAUCAUUACAUCAACACAAAGCUUCCAUUUUGUUAACAAAGCUGAAGAUAUCAUGCCAUUCAUUUUGACAUUUUAAGCCUUAUGAUUGGCUUAAUCCAACUGCUAACAAUGAACUCUAAAAUCAAUAGGAAAUGUCAUCUUUAAUUCAUUUUUUAUAGUUUUUAGUUUAUAGAUUUUCAAUCUAGACAACAGCAUAUUAGCUUCCAGAUUUCUAGCCUGUAGUUUUAAAGAAUUGAUACUUUGUCAACAAAUGUUAGAAAUACUGGGGUUUGUUUUAUGUAACAUCAUUGUCAAAAUGUGACAUCUGCCAGUGUAUUGUGAUGUACUGAUGUUUGCUGUAGGAUGAGUUACUGAUGGUUGACUAACACAUUAGAUCAAUUUUACAUCAAAAUUACAAAAUGUUAUUUAUUUAUUUAUUAAGAAUAAUAAAAAAGGCUAUUUAGUAUUUUUAUUUCUUCCCUAUUAAAAUGUGGGAUUUUGUUUAUUUCUAAACAACGUUUAUUGUUCUAAGAAGAAUGACCUCACAGCACUAAAACAACCAACAUACAUUUCAUCUUUAGAAAAGUCUUGAGUAAACUUCUGCCUAUAUAUAGGUCAUCAACUUAAUGCUAGAUGCCAACAUUUGUUUUUAUUUGAGAAGAUUCAAAUUAUAUACAAAAUUUUUAAGAUAAGGUGAAAUCGUGUUUCUAAAAAUGUUCUGAACAUGUUUAUAAUGCCAUUGAAAUGAUAGAUGAUGUAACUGGUAGUGAGAGAAUAAUUUCUACAACACUAAUCAUAAUUAUUAAUUAUGUGAUUAAUUGAUUUUUUUUACUACACUAUGUUUAUCUCUACAUUUGUUAAUUCUAAAAUGUGACUGCAUCAUGAAAGGUUAGCUUAUAAAUUUUCUUAUCUACCACUUGGAUUUAUCUACAAUUUUUUUAGAUGAGUACACCAGUUUAAGCUUGGUCAAUGUGUGGCUUGGUCAAUGUUGCUGUCAUAGACAGAAAAAAUGUCAAACAAAUGAGCAAAGUCUUCCUCUGAUUUGUAGGUCAAGGUCAACAGUUGCUGGCCACAGUAAGACGAGAAGCUUGACUCUUCAGUCAAGAACUUAACUGUCAUCAGUCAAGGACUUGUCUGUCAAGGGUUUGUUGUACUGUCGUAUGGUCAGUCAGUAUGACAUCAGUGACAGAGUGACUCAGCCAGUGACUCAGUCAAUAACAUGUAUGACUCUCAUAAGUCAAUGACUUGUAUGACUCUCAUAAGUCAGUGACUUGUUUGACUCUCAUAAGUCAAUCACUUGUUUGACUGUCAUAAGUCAAUGACGUAUGACUGUCAUAAGUCAGUGACAUAUAUGACUGUCAUAAGUCAAUGACGUAUGACUAUCAUCAGUCAGUGACUUGUGGGACUGUCAUAAGUCAGUGACUUGUAUGACUAUCAUAAGUAAAUGACUUGUGCGACUGUCAUCAGUCAAUAACUUGUGUGACUGUCAUAAGUCAAUGACUUGUGUGACUAUCAUCAGUCAGUGACUUGUUUGUCAUCAGUCAGUGACAUGUAUGACUGUACCCUGUACUCUCCCUGUAUUUUUAUGACUAGCAUUUGUGACAGCCUGUAAGUACCUUGUUACUCUUCUAUUGAAUCCAUGUAAAUAGCUUCAAACAUUUUUUUACAAUGUUACAUAACUGAGCACCCCAACUUUAAAAAAACUGAUCUAAUGUAUGAAGAAUGUAUAGGUCUCUUACAUCCAUUUGACUGAAAUCAGUGUCUGGCAGACUACUGAUCCAUGUAGUGAUCAUCACUUUGGAGUUCUCCCCCUUUUUGCUCUUCUUCACUUUGUUUACUUCUCUUUUUGAUCCAGUGUUGAGUAGUUAUGUGUAACUUCUGCCUGUGAAAAUGAUGCAUGAAUUAUGUCAUUAGAUUAUUUAUUUGAUAUCAUUCGGGUGAUAUGAUACUCAUAGUGCUGAUUCUUCCCCUUUUUUUGUUUUAUCUCUUUGCCCUUGGUUCUUUCCCUUCUCUGCAAUUUACAAUUUGUUCUUCCAAAAUAGUCAAUUUAACUUAUUUCAAUAACACAAUAAAUCAAGUAAAAAUAUAUUAUUAAUAUUGUAGACAUUUUAAAAGAAUUAAUUUAUUUUUACGAAAAACUUGUAGAUUAUUUGAAAGAUCUGCAAAAUGGCUUACUGAAGUAAAGACUUGAUUUUUUUUAAACCAGUAAAAUGGAUACUUCAUAUAGAUUCUAUAGUUUUCUUCUAUACAUACAGAAACUUUAGGUUAGUUGUAAAGUUUACAGGAAAUACUAUAGUUUUAAUUGAGAAAAUUAUUGACAUUUUUUAUUAUAUUUUUUUCAACACUUUUAUUUAUACAUUGUCUACUUAAAAUAAAUUGUACAAUUUUUUCAACACCUAGCGGUUAAUUUUGUCUUCAACAAGAGUUGUUCCCUUUGUUUAUAAAGCCCAGCCCCUUCAGCUUACACCAUUAGCAGUAAUAAGACAUCGGUAACUUCCGUUUGGAGGCUCCUUGUCCCUUUCUUCGCUAUUUCUAGUUUGUCAUUUAGCGCUUCUCGACUCCUAAAUGUAUGUGGCGCAUGCACAUAAUCAUAGACUUGAAUAUCUGAAAUCAUUUGACAGUUCUUUCUUUUGUUUUACACCGUGUUGCCUGGCGAAAUUUUGUUGUAACCGUCAACAGGCAAGAUGGUCGUUAGAUUUUAAGUCUUGUAGAAAAAAGUCAUCCAGCCAGCCAAUGCUGGAAAGGGAAGCAUUUUGUUUACAUCCGUCUUGUCAACUGUUGAAUUCAUCUCGUUUGAUUCUAAACUAUGGAGUAGAAUUAGACAAUUUUAGACUAGAAAGUAAGCAAAUAGGUUACUUAGACUACAUAUUUAUUCUAGUACAUUUUCUGCUACUGUCCAAGAGUCGACUAGAAAUGUUUCUGUGAUCUGGGUUUUUUUUUCUCGUCUGCUUCCCUACUGUGUGUCACGAGACGUGUGGCGAUUGGGUGAGAACAACAUCGUGACGCGGCGAGCCGGACGGUAGCAUUCGACUUGUGUCUACACACACAGACCAAAGCACUCGAUAAAUUAUUUAUUGCUUGCUCUCAAGGCACUAGUACUCACCAAUCGAUAAUUCCUUACACAUUUGAUCCUCUUUGUAACGGUUUUCUCUGAAGAAGACUAGACUAGCUAGUUUUGUUUUGUUUUAAAAUUUUACACUCGGUUAGCCCCCCACCCUCAACUAUCUUUUGGUUUUGGGCUUUCGUUUGAUACCAUGUACCUAUACAUUUGUUACGGGAUUUCCAGGACUAGCCAUGGUUUCUCCUAAAUAAGCAUGGCAUCCCCAUGUUUUUUCUGAUAACCCCUUGGUCAUUGAUGCCUUUGUUUAAAUGUGAGAUUAUUUUCAUUUGUUUCAUAUUUAAUUUGACGUGUUAUUUUUUAAUGUACCUGAUUAAAUGCUCACUAGGAAUGUG
This is a messenger RNA of Physella acuta, 12076 nucleotides long. RefSeq names its product potassium voltage-gated channel subfamily A member 1. Gene Ontology annotation, cellular component: membrane; voltage-gated potassium channel complex. Gene Ontology annotation, biological process: protein homooligomerization; action potential; potassium ion transmembrane transport. Lineage: Eukaryota; Metazoa; Mollusca; Gastropoda; Physidae. Gene Ontology annotation, molecular function: protein binding; delayed rectifier potassium channel activity. The record is from RefSeq and is a predicted model, not a curated record.